This is a messenger RNA of Sorghum bicolor (sorghum), 2189 nucleotides long. RefSeq lists its product as uncharacterized. The record is from RefSeq and is a predicted model, not a curated record. NCBI's taxonomy places the organism in Eukaryota, Viridiplantae, Streptophyta, Magnoliopsida, Poales, Poaceae. Gene Ontology annotation, cellular component: Ino80 complex. Gene Ontology annotation, biological process: chromatin remodeling. The coding region runs from base 175 to 1896 and encodes 573 amino acids. The transcript has 7 exons.
CCGCACGGGCCCGGCCCAAAUACCCUCGCCCUCGCGCUCUCGCCACAAACCCUAACCCUACCUCCCCACCGGCUCGCCGCCGCCGCCGGUCCGUCGUCGUCGGCCCACUCCGUUCGAGGCAACGGAGUUGGCUGGCGCGAAGGUCACUUGGUCUGGAGUUAAGCGCGUGUUGUAAUGGAGGGGCGCGGGAACCCUCUGCUCAACACCACAGAUGCUGUGAUCAAGAAGCCAAGGAGUGUCGCAUCCAGGAAGCCAAGGUCCACGGAGCAGCUCACCUCUGAGUACAAUGGCAUUUGCCCGCCAUCUCGGAGCGCUCCCCAUGACGACGACACUGGCAUUGAAGCUGGUGGGCAUCGGAGGAAAGAGCUACAACUAAAUAGCCCUGAAAUGAAGGGCUCCAUGGCUCAUAGGAGUGACGUGCCCAGGAAGAUAAGAAGGGAUGAUAGAUCUGGAGGCGACCAUGAUGGCCAUGGUCGGAGCAGCAAAACGAAGGAUGCCGCCAAGCAUGGAAGUGAUGGUGUUCUUGCCCUAGAGUGCACAGCAAGAAACAAUGGAUCCCCUGAUAACCCACAGUUGGUCCCCAGAGAUGACUGUGUGCCUGGUGAAAAUAGGCCGAGAAAAGUAAAGUUCAAAGUUGUCGGGAUUAAUCGAACCCUACAUACCAAAAUUGGCCAGGAUGCUGGUGGCAGUGGCAUUCCUGCCACGUCGGAUGGCUCUAUUCAUCAGUACAAGCAAAAGGAUUCUGCUGGUCACACAAACAAAGAUACCAAUGGUAAUCAUGUUGAAGGAAAACAUGGCAACAGGCAUGAAAUUUCUCCGUCUUCUGACCUUGUUCGCAAGAGCAAAAGGAUUCCUAAGAAGAAAACACUUGACGGAGAUUCUGACGAUGAAGAUGGUGAAUUGCGCUACCUGGAAAAACUCAAAGGGGCUAAAGUUGCACCAGAUCCUGUGAACACUGACCAUGAAGCUUAUGAUUUUGGUGAUGAUGCUCUCAAGAAAAAGAAGCUAUCCAAGCUUUCUAAAAAUAAGAGUACCCCAUACGAAGUGGAUGAGGACUUCAGAAUGUCUCGAUCUGGCAGGGAUGGUAGGAAGAAGUCCAAUUUAGGGGAUGACAAUGAGUUUAUAGAAGAGGAGGAAUCUGAGAUGGAUGAAAAGAAUGGGCUAAAGGAAGCUGAUUCAUCUCAAGAUGUGAAGAUAGAAACCCCUGGGCUUACAACAAGACAGCGAGCCCUUCAAGGCAGGGGCGGGAAUGGUGAAAGCUUUAUUGAAUUUCCUGAUGGAUUACCAGUGGCUUCAUCAAGAAGGCAAAAGGAGAAGCUCUCAGAUGUGGAGAUACAAGCCAAAAAAGCAGAAGCUGCGCAGAGGCGUAAGAUGCAAGUUGAGAAGGCAGAGAAAGAACAACAGGCUGAAGCAAUGAGGAAGAUACUGGGUAUAGAUUCUGAGAAGAAAAAGGAAGAGAAGAAGCUGAAAGAACGGGAAGAGAGGGAAAAACAAGCAAGAUUGGAAGAAAACAGGAAAAACUGCGUCCGGACUGUCAUGAGCCCAACUGGAACUGUGAUUACAUUCCCUGAGGGUAUGGGGCUUCCAAGCAUAUUCAACUCCAAACCUGUCAGCUAUCCACCUCCAAGGGAGAAAUGUGCAGGCCCAUCGUGCACAAACCCGUACAAAUACCGUGACUCCAAGACGCUGCUCCCUCUCUGCAGCCUGGCGUGCUACAAGGCUGUCCAGGGCCGUCCUCCUGCCCAGGGAAGUGAAGCUGGCCAGGGAAGCAGUGCUGCCCAGGGGAGUGAAGGUGGACAGGGAAGCAGUGCUGCCCAGGGAAGCGAUGCUGGCCAGGGAAGUGUCCCUACCCAGGGAACUGACGCCGCCCAGGGAAGUGGUGGGAAGCAAGCAUGAUGAAUCUAGUUAUCUGACGCGAUUCAACCGUGACCGUCAGUUGGCUGGAGAAGUGUAUGUCGACAUGGCCAGCUCGCUGGUGUGUUGUUUUUUCGGUUUCCGCUGGUAGUAGUCUAACAAUCAAUCAACCUGACAAAAGAUGGGGUGACUGCCGGUUUCCUUCUGCCCGUGGUAAACCAAGCCGGGCUUCGUAAUGGUGGAUCUGAGUUUUAAACUUAUGGUGACAUGGUGUGGUCGGUUCGGUGUAUGGGACUAGUCGAGAAAUAUGAGGAAAAAAAAGUUGUACAGCAAUC